Molecule: messenger RNA, 1875 nt
Organism: Grosmannia clavigera kw1407
Lineage: Eukaryota; Fungi; Ascomycota; Sordariomycetes; Ophiostomatales; Ophiostomataceae
Product: nucleolar GTP-binding protein
Exons: 3
Coding region: 1-1875 (624 amino acids)
Biological process (GO): ribosomal large subunit biogenesis
Cellular component (GO): nucleolus
Molecular function (GO): RNA binding; GTPase activity; GTP binding
Source: RefSeq, a predicted model, not a curated record
AUGAAGACUUCGUGGAAAGAUAUCCCGCCAGUGCCGACAAACGCAGAGUUUGUCGACAUUGUGCUGUCGUCAACACAGCGCCGGCUUCCAACGCAAAUUCGUGCGGGCUUCCAGAUUGCCCGUAUUCGAGCUUUCUACACACGGAAGGUCAAGUUCACGGCCGAAGGCUUCUCGGAGAAGCUGACGUCGAUCCUGACGGCCUUCCCCCGUCUCGCAGAUCUGCACCCUUUCUACAGCAGUCUCUUCAACGUCCUGUAUGAUGCCGACCACUACAAGAUUGCACUCUCGCACCUCUCGGGUGCCAAGAACACGAUCGAGACGAUCGCCCGUGACUACGUGCGGUUGAUCAAGUAUGCGCAAUCGCUGUACCAGGCCAAGUCGCUAAAGCGGGCCGGCCUCGGCCGCAUGUCGACGGUGAUGCGGCGGCUCAAGGACUCGCUGGCGUAUCUGGAGGAGGUACGGCAGCACAUUGGCCGUCUGCCGUCCAUCGACCCGACGACCCGCACGCUGCUUGUGUUCGGCCUGCCCAACACGGGCAAGUCGAGCUUUGUGCGCAGCGUCAGCCGUACGGACACGCCGGUCGACUCGUACGCCUUCACGACCAAGAGCCUAUUCUGUGGCCACUUCGACUUUGACUACCUGCGCUUCCAGGUGAUUGACACGCCAGGCGUGGUGGACAAGCCGCUCGAGGAUAUGACCACGAUCGAGAUGCAGUCGAUCUCGGCCCUGGCUCAUCUGAACUGCGCCGUCCUCUUCUUCCUGGACCCAUCCGAGCAGUGCGGCUACACGCUGGACGCGCAGUGCGCGCUCUUCAAGAGCCUGGCGCCCAUAUUCUCGCAGCGGUCUGUGUACCUGGUCAGCAACAAGUCUGAUCUGAUGAAGCUGCAGGACCUGGAGCCGGAAGCCCGCGCCAAGAUCGAGGCGCUGGCCACGGCCUCUCACGUGGUCGACACGCUCGAGGCGUCGUGCCACACGGGUGACGGUCUGCACAAUGUCAAGGACGUGGUCUGCCGCCGGCUGAUUGCCGACCGCGUGGCCAAGAAGCUCGGAGCGGUGUCGGCCAGCGUCGACAAGGUGGGCACGCGCGGCGAGGCGUUGCUGCGGCGAAUUCACGUGGCGCGACCGAUGGUGGCCGGUGGUGGUGCUAACGAGGAGGCGCUGCCGCUGCGGGAGACAUUUGUGCCAGAGGCAGCCAAGGAGCGGAUGCGUCCGGAGCGGCUGGAGCGCGACCUGGAGGCCGAACAGGGCGGCCCUGGUGUGUACAACUUUGACCUGCAGCGGGACUACGUCGGGAUCGACCCGGAGCACCAGCACGACAAGAUGCCGGAGGUGUACAACGGGCAGAACGUGCUCGACUUUUACAGCCCCGACAUUGAGCAGAAGAUGGCCGAGCUGGAGGCUGAGGAGGAGAAGCUGAUUGCCGAGGGCUACUACGACACCGAGUCGGAUGACGACUCGGAGUUUGAGGACGCCGAGGACCUGCUGGCCAAGGCGGACAAGAUCCGCGAGAAGCUGGCGCUGAUCCGCAACGACGCGAAGCUGCGCAAGCGGUCGCUCAAGAACAACGCGCUCAUCCCGCGCUCGAUCCUGUCCAAGGCGGCCGGCCGGAAGAACCAGCUGCGCGGCCGUGGCGGCAACAACGCGGACGAAGACGAGAUGCAGGACGACGAGAUGAUGGACGUCGACGACGGCGCCGUUGCCGUGCAGGCGGCCAAGAUGCAGCGCGACGUCAAGACGGCCAAGCUCAAGCAGCUCGGCCAGAAGAACAUGAACCGCCACGCACGGCAGGGCGAGGCCGACCGGCAUAUUGCACCGUCAUUGACAAAGCAUCUGCUGGCUGGCAAGCGUGGUAUGGGCAAGACGAACCGGCGGUAA